AUGAGUAACAUACGAGCCCUAGGCGCAUAUAGAAAUGCUCUCAGAGCUACUAGAGUAGCAUUUAAAACGGAUUUGCCGGUUUUAAUGGCAGCUAGAACCCAAAUCAAACAGGGAUUUGUUGACAAUAAAGACUUGGCCGAUCAAGAGCAACAACACGAAGCCAUAGAUAAAAUGAACGAAGUUAGUCAGUUUUUGAUUAAAAACAUCGUUCAAGGUGAAAAACAGGAAGGGGAUAAAUAUUUUUUGAAUUUCCAUGAACGUACCGAAUUAGGAGAUAAUGAAACGAUCAAACAAUCUAAAGCGGAAAUGGGUUCGUUAGCAGGUGCUAGGGCCAAAAAGUACAGUAACAUCAAGAAGUGA
Messenger RNA from Debaryomyces hansenii CBS767, 360 nucleotides. RefSeq lists its product as uncharacterized. The transcript has a single exon. The record is from RefSeq and is a predicted model, not a curated record. The coding region runs from base 1 to 360 and encodes 119 amino acids. Gene Ontology annotation, biological process: mitochondrial respiratory chain complex III assembly. Lineage: Eukaryota; Fungi; Ascomycota; Pichiomycetes; Serinales; Debaryomycetaceae.